UUAAAUCUUGAAACUAUAAAAAUUUAGGGCACCAAAAUUCUUUGAACCCUUCAAACCUUAAUUCUCAGCUGCUGCGCACCAACUACUCAACCCAAGAGCAGAGACAUCUUUCGUCUCUCUCUUUCUAUCUCCUCCUUCCAUUUACUCCAACUUGGAACAUUUUUUCUUAUCGAAUUUCUUCGGUGAGUUUAAAGAUUUAAUCUUUUCUUCUUUCUGGUGAGCUUCGGAGUGUGUAAAGUGUAAUCAUGUUUGGGCGAGCUCCGAAGAAAAGCAAUAACACCAAAUACUAUGAACUUCUUGGUGUCUCAAAAGAAGCCAGUCAAGAUGAACUCAGGAAGGCAUACAGAAAAGCUGCGAUAAAAAAUCACCCGGAUAAAGGUGGAGAUCCCGAGAAGUUCAAAGAAGUGGCUCAAGCUUAUGAAGUUCUUAAUGAUCCGGAGAAGAGAGACCUCUAUGACCAAUAUGGGGAAGAUGCUCUUAAGGAAGGAAUGGGUGGUGGCGGACAUUCUCAUAAUCCAUUCGAUAUCUUUGAACAAUUAUUUAAUCCUUCAGGUUUUGGAGGUGGUGGUAGCAGUUCAAGAUUUAGAAGGCAACAGCAAGGUGAAGAUGUGAUUCAAACCUUGAAGGUUUCCUUAGAGGACUUGUACAAUGGGACCUCAAAGAAACUAUCACUUUCUAGGAAUAUUCUGUGUCCUAAAUGUAAAGGGAAGGGAUCAAAAAGUGGAGCAUCUAGUCGCUGUCAUGGCUGUCAAGGUUCAGGUAUAAAAGUUAGUUCUAGACAAAUUGGGCCUGGUAUGAUUCAGCAAAUGCAGCAUGUCUGUCCAGAAUGUAGAGGUUCAGGGGAGGUAAUUAGUCAAAAGGACAAAUGCCCACAGUGCAAGGCCAACAAAGUUUCUCUUGAGAAGAAGGUUUUAGAGGUGCAUGUGGAAAAAGGGAUGAAGAAUGGUCAGAGAAUUGUAUUCCAGGGACAAGCAGAUGAGGCGCCAGAUACAGUCACUGGGGACGUUGUCAUUGUGUUGCAAGAAAAGGAACAUCCUAGGUUCAAGAGGAAGUUUGAUGAUCUCUAUGUUGAACAUAAGCUGAGUUUGACUGAGGCACUUUGCGGUUUCCAGUUUGUCCUGACUCAUCUCGAUGGCAGACAGCUGUUGAUAAAAUCUAACCCUGGAGAGGUCAUCAAGCCCGACCAGUACAAGGCAAUCAAUGAUGAGGGUAUGCCACAUCAUGAGAGGCCCUUCAUGAAGGGGCGAUUAUAUGUACACUUCACUGUGGAAUUUCCCAAUUCCUUACCCCUUGACCAAUCCCGAGCUUUGGAGAAAGUCUUACCAUCAAAUCCCAAGAAACAGAUCUCGGACAUGGAGUUAGACGAGUGUGAGGAGACCACUCUACAUGAUGUUAACAUGGAGGAGGAGAUGAGACGCAAGCAGCAUCAAAGGCAUCAGCAGGCAUAUGAUGAAGACGAUGAAGAAGAAGAUGAUGAACCUCGCGUUCAGUGUGCUCAGCAGUAAUGUGAUGCUGUUAUUACAGAUUAUUAAAUGUUUCAGUAGGGAUCUUUUCCCAGCCUUUUGAGAAUUGAAGCUUAUAUAUCAAUCUUGUUAAAUGUUGGGUGUUUUUGGGAUUUUGGGUGUGUGCCUAUUUUGAUGUGUAUAGCUUCUACAUACUUAGUUUACAUACAAGCUUGUAGUUGCUUCAGUAGAAUCAAAUAUAUGUAUCCUUUGCUUGAUAAUUCUUACUCCAUAUCUCUCUUUUCAUCUUUUGUGAUUGCCUCAGUACAAGGAGAUUUACCCAA
Messenger RNA from Chenopodium quinoa (quinoa), 1786 nucleotides. Its product is annotated as dnaJ protein homolog 2-like. Lineage: Eukaryota; Viridiplantae; Streptophyta; Magnoliopsida; Caryophyllales; Amaranthaceae. The record is from RefSeq and is a predicted model, not a curated record. Bases 246 to 1505 code for a protein of 419 amino acids. The transcript has 7 exons. Gene Ontology annotation, cellular component: cytosol; cytoplasm. Gene Ontology annotation, molecular function: ATP binding; Hsp70 protein binding. Gene Ontology annotation, biological process: protein refolding; response to heat.